CCCUCCCCCGCCCGGGGAACCGGAAGUUGCCUCCCUCUCUGCGGCUCGGAAGAGGCUAGCGGAUCCCGGGUGGACUUUGGCCCGGCGCCGCGGUGCUCGGUGGGACGCGGGCGCAGAGCGACCUCGGGGUUAAGGGGUGGGGCCCGCCGUUAGAAGCCAAGAUGGCAGCGGUGGCCAGAGUGUCCUUGAGGCGCCGGUUCCCGGCCGCGGCCCUCGGCGGAGCCUGCCUGCAGGCCUGCCGAGGGGCCCAGACAGCUGCUGCCACCGCUCCCCGAAUCAAGAAAUUUGCCAUCUACCGAUGGGAUCCAGACAAAACCGGAGAUAAACCUCGUAUGCAAACUUAUGAAAUUGAUUUGAAUAAAUGUGGUCCUAUGGUGUUGGAUGCUUUAAUCAAGAUUAAGAAUGAAAUGGAUUCUACCUUGACCUUCCGAAGAUCUUGCAGGGAAGGCAUCUGUGGCUCCUGUGCAAUGAACAUCAAUGGAGGCAACACUCUAGCUUGCACCCGGAGGAUUGACACCAACCUCAACAAAGUCUCAAAAAUCUACCCUCUUCCACAUAUGUAUGUGAUAAAGGAUCUGGUUCCUGAUUUGAGCAACUUCUAUGCUCAGUACAAAUCCAUUGAGCCUUAUUUGAAGAAGAAGGAUGAGUCCCAGGAAGGCAAGCAGCAGUACCUGCAGUCCAUCGAGGAUCGAGAUAAACUGGAUGGGCUGUACGAGUGCAUCCUCUGUGCCUGCUGCAGCACCAGCUGCCCCAGCUACUGGUGGAAUGGAGACAAAUACUUGGGACCUGCGGUGCUCAUGCAGGCCUAUCGCUGGAUGAUCGACUCCAGAGACGAGUUCACGGAGGAGCGCCUGGCCAAGCUGCAGGACCCCUUCUCUCUCUACCGCUGCCACACCAUCAUGAACUGCACCAGGACCUGUCCCAAGGGGCUGAAUCCAGGGAAAGCUAUUGCUGAAAUCAAGAAAAUGAUGGCAACCUACAAGGAAAAGAAAGCUUCCGCUUAACUCUUCUCAUGCUAACCAUGAUCUGUAACCAGCUCAGCUGGACAUAAUUUAUAUCUAAUUUGAGUUUCCAUGAUUACAGCAUGUAAAAUAAAGUUUUAAGAAAAAAAUAAAUGUUAUUCUACUUUAUUAAUGAAAAA
Molecule: messenger RNA, 1141 nt
Organism: Myotis daubentonii (Daubenton's bat)
Lineage: Eukaryota; Metazoa; Chordata; Mammalia; Chiroptera; Vespertilionidae
Gene: SDHB
Product: succinate dehydrogenase complex iron sulfur subunit B
Biological process (GO): aerobic respiration; tricarboxylic acid cycle; respiratory electron transport chain
Cellular component (GO): mitochondrial membrane
Molecular function (GO): 2 iron, 2 sulfur cluster binding; oxidoreductase activity; electron transfer activity
Source: RefSeq, a predicted model, not a curated record